Electrophorus electricus (electric eel) is the source of this 3457-nucleotide messenger RNA. It is a transcript of the gene meis2a, whose product is annotated as Meis homeobox 2a. Gene Ontology annotation, molecular function: DNA binding. Gene Ontology annotation, biological process: regulation of DNA-templated transcription. Lineage: Eukaryota; Metazoa; Chordata; Actinopteri; Gymnotiformes; Gymnotidae. The record is from RefSeq and is a predicted model, not a curated record.
CGAAUACCUGCCGGGGAAAGGGGACAUCUGAACUGCAACCUUUUAAUAUCCAUCGCUCCUUUUUCCCUUUUUUUUACAGUAAUAAUAAAACAAGAAAGCGAACCGGAGGCAUUAAGGAGACGCGGAGUUGUUGGAUGAAAACGGACUAAAAAGAUUCAUCCUCUCUUGAACAUCAUCACCAACCAUCAUUCAUUCAUUACCUUGACAACCUCUGGCUUUGAUUGACAGCUGGAGUGGCAAAAAGCCAUGAGACACGACAGUUUAGUUACAUGCAGGUUGUUGAUGGGCCGAUUGUGACCUUCAGUUUGGUUCUUGGCAUUUUUUUUUUUCUUUUUGGGUAAGGAGGAAAACAAGAAAAAUUGCAAAACUCUUCCUGAUGCCCGAGCUCGGUCUGAACUAUAUUGGAGAAUAGGAGAAUUCACGAAGUUGGUUGAAAAAGGAAUCUUGCCACUAAAUCACUUUCUUACCAGACUGGGAUAUUAAACAUACGACACAUCUAGGAGUUUAUUGGAGCGCAGCCUGAUGGCGCAAAGGUACGAUGAAUUGGCCCAUUACGGCGGCAUGGACGGGGUGGGAGUUCCGGCGUCUAUGUACGGGGAUCCGCAUGCACCUCGACCGCUACCCCAAGUACACCAUUUGAAUCAUGGACCGCCGCUUCACGCGAGCCAGCACUACGGUGCACAUGCACCCCAUCCCAACGUAAUGCCCACCAGUAUGGGCUCAGCUGUCAAUGACGUUUUAAAGAGGGAUAAAGAUCAAAUUUAUGGUCACCCUCUAUUCCCGCUGCUCGCGCUGGUUUUUGAGAAGUGCGAGCUGGCGACGUGCACUCCCAGGGAGCCCGGGGUAGCAGGCGGCGAUGUCUGCUCCUCUGACUCCUUCAACGAGGACAUCGCAGUCUUUGCCAAACAGGUUCGCGCAGAAAAACCUUUAUUUUCCUCAAAUCCAGAGCUGGACAAUUUGAUGAUACAGGCCAUACAAGUAUUACGGUUUCACCUCUUGGAGUUAGAAAAGGUGCACGAGCUCUGCGAUAAUUUUUGCCAUCGGUACAUCAGUUGUUUGAAAGGAAAAAUGCCAAUAGAUUUAGUCAUAGACGAACGGGAUGGCAGUUCUAAAUCCGACCACGAGGAACUCUCGGGAUCAUCAACGAACUUAGCCGAUCAUAACCCAGCUUCCUGGAGAGACCACGACGACGCCACCUCCACACACUCGGCAGGCACGCCGGGGCCCUCCAGUGGAGGACACGCCUCCCAGAGUGGAGACAACAGCAGCGAGCAAGGAGACGGCUUAGACAACAGCGUGGCCUCGCCUGGCACAGGGGACGACGACGACCCAGACAAAGACAAGAAGAGGCAGAAAAAGCGUGGCAUCUUCCCCAAAGUGGCCACCAACAUCAUGCGAGCGUGGCUCUUCCAGCACCUCACACAUCCGUACCCUUCAGAGGAACAGAAAAAGCAGCUAGCCCAGGACACAGGCCUCACCAUCUUACAAGUAAACAACUGGUUCAUUAAUGCCAGAAGAAGAAUAGUACAGCCCAUGAUUGACCAGUCAAACCGAGCAGGUUUUCUUCUUGAUCCUUCAGUGAGCCAGGGAGCGGCGUAUAGUCCAGAGGGUCAGCCCAUGGGCAGUUUUGUGCUGGACGGCCAGCAACACAUGGGAAUCCGGCCAGCUGGUCUGCAGAGCGUGCCAAGGGAGUACGUACUUCAGAGCGCUCCUGUGGGCAUCAGCAUGGCGCCCCUACCCUACCAUACUUCGCCUCCGGCUCCUCCCAUGCCACACCUCCCUCAGCUACGACAUGGACCCCCUCUCCACCCCUACCUCUCUGGCCAGCCGUCUCCCCACGCCGCCAUUCUAAUGCACGGAGGACCUCAUGGUCACCCAGGAAUACCCAUGUCUGCACAGAGCCCCCCUAUUCUGACCCCCAUUGACCACAGCACUGGUGGACAAGGCCUGGACAUCCACGCCCAGUAGUGAAAGGGAUCCUGACAACAAGAGCAAGCAAGAAAACAACUCUCAUCCCUCUAAAGUGAUUUUGAGACUAUUUUUAAGAAAAAAAGGAAAAAAGAACAAUUUUGACCAGAAUUAGACACUACAAAUGGAAUUCCAGAUGAGCUGUGAUAAUUUUUUUAUCUUGUCAAUUUUGUUACUUUCAUCGAUGGAGGACCAAGCUGACAAGAACACUUUGUAAAGUCUUGGGCUUUUGUUAAAGAUCAACAGAAGAUGUUUCAACUUCAGCUAUCACAAAACAUACAAACUCACAGAAACACAGACUUACACAUACACCGAAACGCAGUCAAACAUGCUCUCAUUUGAACCAUUUUAAAGAAAUCAUUCUGGAAGAUUAAAAAAUGACAAAAGAGACUCCAAGAGUUAUAACUACUGUAGUAUAAAAGUAUAGACACUAAGUUAAAACUUGUGCAUUUUUCUUGAUCACUCAAUUUAUGUUUCCUGAGCUAGUCCUAGAAUAAAAGAUUGAUCCCCGCUUUUCACACUGUGUGUGCUGUUCCAUGAGGGAGAGAUGGUCUUGUUGCAGCAAUAAACAAACAAACAAGUAAACACGAUAAAUAAGAAAGGAAGAAACAUCUGCGAAAUCUCGGCCCUGUCACCAACAGUAGCGUGGGCAGUGAACCUGGCUGAGUAAGGACCAGAAGCAGCACUCUGUCAGAGAGCUUGUUAAAUGAAGCCUGCGCUCUCUGGAAGACCCACCAACCAUUAUUUCAGGCCACUCUUCUUCUUCUUCUUCUUCUUCUUCUUCUUCUUCUUCUUCUUCUUUUGGUUCAUGAAUGAAUGUUUCCCUGUAGGUAAAGUUCUUAGUUUGAAUUGCCCAAGCACUGGAUUGUGUUGGUUUUAUACAUUUUUAUUUUAUUAUUAUUACUUUUUUUUUGUAUCAUGGACUCUCGAGAGGAAGAGCCUAUUGAAGGAAGCCUAUUUGUGGACACGCAGCGUCAUGCAGUAGUUUCCAAGCCGCCGGAUCAGUAUACACACCACACGGACAGAACAGACAUGAUGGUGGAUUCUGUGGCAUAGCGAAGCUAUUGAUUGGUUGAUGCACCAAAAAAAACCUAAAACUUAAAAAAAAAAAUUUAAAAAAUAAAAAAAAAAGGAGAGAAAAAAAGAACUUAAAUUAUGAACUCAAAGCUUGGAGAAAAGCUAAGAGAAUAUUGUAACAAACUUCGUACAGAGUUCAGUCUAUUAAUUGUUUCAUGUUAGAUAUUCUAUGUGUUUACCUCAAUUGAAAAAGAAUGUUUUUGCUAGUUUCAGAUCUGCUGUGGCAUUGAUAUUGUAUGUCCAUGAAUUCCUUCCUUUUUCAGCACGUGUUCCUCACUAGAUGAUAAAAUGCUGUCUCCCUUAAGCUUUGUCAAAAAUACAUUAAAUACUUGUAUGAGGACUGUGACGUAAUGUUUAAAAGGUGUUCAGUCACAAAUGCUGUAAUAAAUAUUUCAUUUUUGAUUUUGUUAGA